Laetiporus sulphureus 93-53 is the source of this 1775-nucleotide messenger RNA. Its product is annotated as FAD/NAD-P-binding domain-containing protein. NCBI's taxonomy places the organism in Eukaryota, Fungi, Basidiomycota, Agaricomycetes, Polyporales, Laetiporaceae. Gene Ontology annotation, molecular function: flavin adenine dinucleotide binding; N,N-dimethylaniline monooxygenase activity; NADP binding. The record is from RefSeq and is a predicted model, not a curated record. The coding region runs from base 136 to 1605 and encodes 489 amino acids. The transcript is spliced from 7 exons.
GUGGCGAACUCGUGAGUCGUUCUGCUCGAUAUCUCAUCAAGCUUUCGUUAUAGAAGGUGCAGCAGAACCGCGACAAGCCGUGAUCUUUACGCAUCUUCCUGACCGGCCGCUCGUAAGGAACGUGUUCAUCAGUCGAUGGUUCACCUUCCGAAUGCCGCCAUUGAAUCACCGAAACAGGAUGCCUCGAGCGAUAAAAAGGAUAUCUGCAUUAUAGGUGCAGGUCCCGGAGGGUUGGCCGCACUGCAGAUCAUCUUGGAGAGCCCGCAGUACAAAAAGGGACUAUGGCAUCCGACGGCAUUCGAGCAGCGAGAAAAAGUCGGCGGCAUAUGGGUUCCUGCCCCACCCACGGAUGAUCCACCAAUCACGCCCCUGUACGACUCAUUGUUCACGAACCUCCCACAUCCCAUUCUGGGCUACGACUCACUGCCCUUCCCUCCCUCCACCGCGCUCUUCCCGCAUGCAGCUGUCGUAGAAAAGUACCUCACAGACUUUGCCACUCACUUUAAUCUCUUCCCUCACAUUCGCCUCGAGACAACUGUGCUCGCCGUCGACUGGGACGCGAGCGCGGCGAAGUGGCGAGUCCGCGUGAGCAGCGGCGAAGAGCACGCGUAUGACCUGCUCAUCGUUGCGAGCUCGCACUACCGCGUGCCGCGUUACCCCACGACGCCCGGCGUCGACGCCUGGAUCGCGGCGGGCAAGGCGACGCACUCCGCAUGGUAUCGCCACCCAGAGCACAAGGGCCGCACCGUGCUUGUAGUUGGCGGCGGGCCGAGCGGGCUGGACAUUUCCGCCGAGCUGCGCGGUGUGGCGCGUGCGGUGAUCCUCUCCGUCACCAAGAGCGAGCACGAAGACAGCGAAGAAGGCACGUUCAAGCGGCGGGGGCUUAUCACCGAAUACCUCGAUGUUCGCGAAGGAAAGGUGGUGUUCGAGGACGGCUCGACGGAGACGGGCAUCGAUCACUGCAUUCUUGCGACAGGCUACCAGCACCACCUGCCGUUUUUUCCGCCGUCGCUACUUCGCGUCGCGGUCCCGCCACCUGUACCUCCGAUUCCAUCGACGCUGUACAACUCGACGUACCAUCUUUUCCCGCUCGCACGGCACCUCUUCCCAAUAUCGAAGGACUUUCCUCCAUCACGUAUCUGCUUCUUGGGGCUGCUCCAAAACGCCGCGCCUCUUCCGCUAAUGGAAGCCCAGGUCCGUGUAGCGCUCAAGAUCUUCGCAGAGCCAGAACGUUUCGACUCGACGCAAGAAGCAAACGGCGUGAUAGCGCGGUACGAGGAGGUGCGCGCGCGCGUGGGUGCGGACGAGCUUCGGAUUGCGGCCGCUUAUCACGCCUUUGAGCCGCACGACCAGCAGUUCGACUAUCGCAACGAGCUACAUGCAUGGAUCGGCGUGGAGGAUCGCGUUCCGGCAUGGGUACGCGAGAUGUAUGACAAGCGGGAAGUGCUGAGAGCGGAGUGGCGGGAGCUUGAGCGGCGAGGCGAGGCGGACGAGUGGGUGCACGGUGUUGGUGAGGGCGGUGUGGAUGAGUGGGUAGAACUGAUGCGCAAGUUGCUGCGCCGGGCGGAGGAUAGGAACCGAGAUGAGGGCAAAACCAGGCUGUGAGAUCGCUGUUUCAUUGCAGUUACAUCUUAAUUACUAUGCCAGAUCCAUCUGCAAAUGCAUUAUUCGCUAUAAUGUUCACUGCACUUGGGCAAUAAGGAGGGCUCUAGCCCAAACUGGGCAUAGUCUCCUAACCGAAUCUUCUGUAGAAAAGUCGACAUAUUCUGCUCCUG